AAAUAGUGACGACCCUCUCUCUGCAAGCUCCGAAAAUUAUGACGUAUAAUGGAAGUGACUGGAGUGCGUGCGCCGUUCAUAAGUUCGCGACGUGUAGUUUUCACGUGCUUUGGUUCCUGGCAGGAUGAAGUUGGAGCUGUCCAUGGUGGUGCAGGGCUGUCGGCUAGGUGUGCUGACGGGACUGGGCAGGGCAGGACAGCACUCCAUAGAGGUGCCGGGGUGCCUGCUGUACACCCGCUGCGGCAGCGUGCCACACCUCACCCAGGACACUUUGCACACACUGAACAACCUGCCCUCUGUCACACAGCUCACCCUGAACACACUAGCGGAACACCAGGAAGUAUUGGAGGAGUUCAAGGAGGGAGUCAGGAAGUUUGCAGGUCUUCAUGACACGGUGUUGUACUGCUCCCUCCACGACCCUGCGACCUCAUGCCCCCCAGGUCACAUCACCAACAAGACUGUGUCUGUGUGGGGCAGUGGCGGUCGUAUCGAGCUGACGGUUGCGAAGUUCAUGGCUCUUCAGAAGGCUGUCCAGCCAGACCUGUACCAGAGCAUGGCAGACGGAGAGACUUGGCAGAUCAACACUUCUCGCAAGAGGGUCCGCAAGUCAGUGGACCGCACCCUGGCCCACCUGGAUGAGUGUCUGCUGCUCCACCACAAAACACAGGAGUUGAGUGGGGUGGAGGUGUUGGGGGUGGUGGAGGGAGGAGAUGUGCUGGAGGAGAGGGUGCGGUCGGCCAGGGAGACGGCCAAGCGGCCAGUAGGAGGAUUCUGUCUGGACGGGCUCCAUACUGCAGCCAUGGAGACACACCUCCGGACCCAGCUCAUCACCGCCGUCAUCAAGGAGCUGCCUGAGGACAAACCCAGGCUGCUGCAGGGUGUGGGGCGGCCAGACGAGGUGCUGGCGUGCGUGGAGGCGGGAGUGGACCUGUUUGAGAGCUUCUUCCCCUUCCAGGUGACCGAGCGAGGCUGUGCUCUCACCUUCCCUUUCAACAUCACCACUGACCCAGAGGCAGCAGGUACAGGUGUACAGGUACCCCCAACAGUUGUGGAGUUGGACAAGUCCGAAGCUGCUAUAGGUCAGAAGAAUGGAACCGAUAAUCCCCAAGAAGACCAGACCAAGAUGACUCCUUUUGAGAUCAACCUGAAAGAUAAUAGGUACAGAGAGGACUUCAGUCCCUGGUGGAGGGGUGUGGCUGCUACUGCUGCAGGAACCACCAGAGGGCGUACCUACACCACCUUCUGGUGACCAAUGAGCUGCUGGCUGGAGUACUGCUCAUGCUCCACAACACGGCCCACUACUACGCCUUCUUCACUGCCCUCAGGGGGGCGCUAGCCAGCGACAAGCUGGACCACCUCAAGAAAAGAGUACUGGAAGGACCG
Molecule: messenger RNA, 1383 nt
Organism: Oncorhynchus gorbuscha (pink salmon)
Lineage: Eukaryota; Metazoa; Chordata; Actinopteri; Salmoniformes; Salmonidae
Gene: qtrt2
Product: queuine tRNA-ribosyltransferase accessory subunit 2
Exons: 9
Coding region: 125-1249 (374 amino acids)
Molecular function (GO): tRNA-guanosine(34) queuine transglycosylase activity
Source: RefSeq, a predicted model, not a curated record